Caenorhabditis auriculariae is the source of this 1378-nucleotide messenger RNA. Lineage: Eukaryota; Metazoa; Nematoda; Chromadorea; Rhabditida; Rhabditidae. The record is from the annotation of a GenBank genome assembly.
AUGAAUAGGAUACAUCUGAGCGUUCUGCACCAAGUUUGCGCUUGAGACGGCUUCAUUGGCACAUAUUGUACGUCUCCUCUAUUCGAACUUUACGAGUGAGUUAAAAUUUAUAUUCACUAGCGUUUUCAACGAGUUGUUAACAAGCAAAUUUUUCAAUACGCCAACAUGGUUUAUUGACCGGUUAAACUUUCCUCGUAAAAUUGCAUUUUGAAUAUAUUUUCCGAUGAACUCGUCAUAAAACCUUUCUCUAAAUACAUAAAAAGUAAAUGGUUUAAAUACAUCUGAACAUUUUCGUGUAGGCUUAAUAAAUAAGUAUAUUAAUGCUUAUUGUAUGCAAACUGUAUCGUUCAUCAUUGAUCUAUCUCUUGUCGUGCCUAGGCUCCUAUGAUCUGUUUUCUCACGUGUCCACAUUUAAACCAAUUUACAUUAAAAAAAUAGCGAAUAAAAAUUGUUCUUCAUCCUAUAAUUUUUCGAAGUAUUUUUUUUUUCAAACAACUUCAACGUUUCUCUUCCCGUUUCUCAUCGAGCAUUCCUUCGUUUUUCAUUCAUUCGUUCCAAUAUUUUUAAACUUUUCUUUUUAGAAAUCAACGCUGCGACGCUGUAACGUUUUUUUGAAAAGCAUCCGGCUGGCAACGGUCUUAAAAGAGAACUCAGAGUGAGUUUCCUCAUUCAAUUUGUUUACUUAAUAUCGCUUCGAACUUAUAAUUUCGCUAAAACUUUCCAGUUUCUCUCUAUAAUCGGCUUAGCGACAUCUACAUAAACCAGUGAAAAAGGGGUACUAGGUGUAGAAAUUUUUCAUUAGGAAUUAUUUUUAUUCAAUAAUUAUCCGAAUUAAUGUUUUUGGUUUCGUUCCUUUUUGGGGACUGUCCAAUAUUUUUUAUUUUUGUGGAAUAUUCAAAAAGAGCAAGUUAACAGAAAAAUUAAGAAGAAAAGUAUUGCUUAUAUUUCGAGCGGAUGAUAAUGAGUCGCGAAUUAACAUGAUCAAAUCAAAAAAAGAUUUGGAAGGUUGAACGAUCUAAGUUCUCGAGUUUUUCGUUUAUAGAUAAAAUUUCUUCAUUUGGUAUGAUAGUUUAUUUCGAGUUUUUGUAUCUCACAUAAGUUUAAUGUUUUUGUUCUUAAAUAUUUCGGGAGAGUGAAAUUGUUCAAAAUUUCAGUAUGGGCGUGAACAGCGGAACAGUAAUCGCUGGAGUGGCCGGCGCCACAGCGUUGGCCAUCUCGGCGGCUGCGAUUCCGUUCGUUGCGCCGGCCCUACGGCGCGUGUGCAUUCCAUACGUCCCUGCAACUUGCUCGCAACUUGCCAAUGUUUCGCGUGCGCUCUCUCUCAAUCGCUUGCCUGGCCCCAUAGUUGACCUAGGAUCUGGCGAUGGACGAGUUGUGA